Messenger RNA from Neopelma chrysocephalum (saffron-crested tyrant-manakin), 9485 nucleotides. RefSeq names its product mitogen-activated protein kinase 10 (gene MAPK10). The record is from RefSeq and is a predicted model, not a curated record. Gene Ontology annotation, biological process: protein phosphorylation; JNK cascade. Gene Ontology annotation, molecular function: ATP binding; JUN kinase activity. Gene Ontology annotation, cellular component: nucleus; cytoplasm. Lineage: Eukaryota; Metazoa; Chordata; Aves; Passeriformes; Pipridae. The coding region runs from base 818 to 2212 and encodes 464 amino acids. The transcript has 16 exons.
ACAAUGGUACAGCCAGCAUCACGCUGCACAAUGGUUUCCAGGCAGUGAAAGAGCGUGAUUCAGCAAGCCACUCUUCCCCCCCCCUCCCCUUUUAUUUCAUUAUUAUCAGACAUUUUGCCUCCCCUUUUUCUGUUCUGUUCUACCCUAUCCCCCAGGCUUUUAUUCUGUUCUUUAAAGGAAAACCGUGAUUUACCUCGAAACCAGCUGCCCAUCUUUUUUUUUUUUUUUAAUUAUUAUCAUUAUUUUUUUUCUAUUAUUAUAAAUAGCCCAUUUUUUCCUCGGCACUCUUUGGAAUGUGAUUUAAAAAUACCACCUAAAGUCGCAGUUUGGGGAAAAGGUUUCUGGACGAGGAGAAUAGCUCGCAAGCAAGGAAUGGGCUAGUAUUAGAAACCUGUACCAACAGCAGGCCAGACUCAAAUAUCAGCUAUGGCAACCCAUGUAUGAAGUUGAUGCCUUUGAACUAUUUCCUAUAGAUGAGACAUAGCACAUGCUGUGGAAACAGUUGCAUAUGAGUCCAGCCUCUGAGCGUUGUAAUUUUUAACCCUCCUAAUCUGCAACUGGUGACAACUGGACUUUCUUACAAAGAAAUCAGUAUCUCUUAGCUCUUCAUUCUGCGAGCUCCUUGAAGCAGUGCUGAACAGCACUUCACAAAAGCUGUCUUCUCCUGGGACAGAGGCGAAACUUCGACAGACCGCAUUUGUUGAGCAGUGCUCCCCAGACUUGCAGCUCUCCCCAGGAAGACCUCAGAACAAUUACAAGUGUGUCACCUGGACAAAAUGUAAAACUUCGCUGUCAGACUACCCUAUCCCUGGUAUUUAUGAGCCGCCAUUUCUUGUAUUAUUGUGGUGAACCUACUCUGGAUGUGAAGAUUGCCUUUUGUCAGGGAUUUGGGAAACAAGUGGAUGUGUCAUAUAUUGCCAAACAUUACAACAUGAGCAAAAGCAAAGUUGACAACCAGUUCUACAGCGUGGAAGUAGGUGACUCGACCUUCACAGUUCUCAAACGCUACCAGAACUUGAAACCCAUUGGCUCUGGGGCUCAGGGAAUAGUUUGUGCUGCAUAUGAUGCCGUCCUUGACAGAAAUGUGGCCAUUAAGAAGCUCAGCAGACCAUUUCAGAACCAAACUCACGCCAAGCGAGCUUACAGGGAGCUGGUCCUCAUGAAGUGUGUGAAUCAUAAAAAUAUUAUCAGUUUAUUAAAUGUCUUCACACCACAGAAAUCUCUGGAGGAGUUCCAGGAUGUUUACCUGGUAAUGGAAUUAAUGGAUGCCAAUCUGUGCCAGGUUAUUCAGAUGGAGCUAGACCAUGAGCGAAUGUCUUAUCUACUGUACCAAAUGCUCUGUGGUAUCAAGCAUCUUCACUCUGCAGGAAUCAUUCACAGGGAUUUAAAACCAAGUAAUAUUGUAGUAAAAUCUGACUGCACGUUGAAGAUUUUGGAUUUUGGACUGGCCAGGACUGCAGGCACUAGCUUCAUGAUGACUCCAUAUGUGGUGACACGUUACUACAGAGCACCAGAGGUCAUCUUGGGAAUGGGCUACAAGGAGAACGUGGAUAUAUGGUCUGUGGGAUGCAUUAUGGGAGAAAUGGUUCGCCACAAAAUCCUCUUUCCAGGAAGGGACUAUAUUGAUCAGUGGAAUAAAGUUAUUGAGCAGCUGGGAACACCCUGUCCAGAAUUCAUGAAGAAGCUGCAGCCGACGGUACGGAACUACGUUGAAAACAGACCCAAGUAUGCUGGCCUCACUUUCCCCAAACUUUUUCCAGACUCUCUCUUCCCAGCUGACUCGGAACACAACAAACUCAAAGCCAGCCAAGCCAGGGACCUUUUAUCAAAGAUGCUGGUCAUUGACCCGGCCAAGAGAAUAUCAGUAGAUGAAGCCUUACAGCAUCCAUACAUUAAUGUUUGGUAUGACCCAGCAGAAGUGGAGGCGCCUCCUCCACAGAUAUAUGAUAAACAACUGGAUGAAAGGGAACAUACAAUCGAGGAAUGGAAAGAACUCAUCUACAAAGAAGUAAUGAAUUCUGAAGAAAAAACUAAAAAUGGCGUAGUAAAAGGACAGCCUUCUCCUUCAGGUGCAGCAGUGAACAGCAGUGAAAGUCUCCCUCCAUCCUCAUCUGUCAAUGACAUCUCAUCCAUGUCCACGGAUCAAACCCUGGCGUCUGACACGGACAGCAGCCUGGAAGCUUCUGCGGGACCCCUCGGUUGUUGCAGGUGACUAGCCGCCUGCCUGCGAAACCCAGCGUUCUUCAGAGGAUGAUGUAAUUUAGGAGGAAAAAUUGAUGGGAGCUAAGAGAUGAAAAGAAUGAGAAAUAAUAAACACAAAGAUUUAAACGAAACAAACAAACAAAAUCUUUUCAGCCUGCUUCUCCUACAGAGUUAUGUAAUGCAGCUAAGCUCAAGUGUAUAUUUAACUUAUAGUUGCUCUGCUUUGGUCUUCUUCCAGUGAUGCUUACCAGGGGGGUAAAAAAAAAAAAGGAACUGAAAAAUCCUUUUUUUAACCCCCUCCCCACAAGAUGUAAAAUGAAUGGCUGCAAAACCAGCAACCUGCAACUGUCCUUUUCACACUGGCAUGACAAGGUGUGCAGUAGCCACUCUCAAACAUACGAGUGUGUAUCAGCCUUCACUCUCUGUUCUGCCAUCUGCCCAGUGAGGCAGACAGAUAUACAUGCAUUUUUCUCCAUGUAGGAAUAGCACAUACACACACAUGCCAAGAGAAUUCUGGCAGUGUAUGCAACUGUGUGCCUGUAGGAACACACACAUCUGCAUACGUAUUUAGUGUGCACUCUGCAAACAUAAAUGGCCCAUUUCAGGUGAACUGCAUAACUACACAUAUGUGAUAUUACCAGUGUAUAUUCUAUUUGUUUGUUCAUUGAUGAGGUUGCAUAUCAUGUAUGAGGACUUGUGGAAGUGUAAAUAACCACAUAGAACUGUGUCUCCCUCAGACACUUGAAGAUGUAGCACCAAAAUUUCUGCUGAGAGUUGUAUAUAUAUUUUGAAAUAAUAAGCAGUUUUACUGAAGGAAGAAGCCACAGAGCUUCAUAGAAAAAUGUUAGUUUGUGAAUGUUAAGACUUGUUGUUCUGAUUUUUAGAGCAGAUAUGCCAAGCUGAGACCAGGUUAGAAGGAAGCACAUGUAUCUUUGCAAGCUACAGGGAACAAGAAUGAAGGUUUUUUAUGCAUGUCUAAGCCCAGAAAGAUUUAUCUCAGUAAGCAACUUUUCCUGUCACUGUUAAGUGAGUUAUCAUCUUAGGUCAUAGAUAGGCUCGCUAUUAUGAAUUACAGGUAUGUUUGUAAGUUAGAGGGUUGGGGAAUGAGCAGAUUGUGAUAUAUGAUUAUGAAAAGGACCUGCAACAACUUGUUUUUAUUUUAUGUCUAGGUCUUUACUAGGUUAGAUAGAGAAAGGAUAUUUGUGGCCCACUCCCCCUCAGUGUAUGUUUGCGACUUAGAGGUUGUUUUCCCUUUAAAUCAUUCCCUAUCAGGGACCUCUGCUACUAAGAGAACAGGCCUUCUCCAGGUGCUUUUGGCUGUUCAUUUGCUCAUGACAAAUCAUCAGACUCCCCAGGAAGUUUUAGCAGCUGUGUUACAUGGAAAAGAACCACGGAGUGCAUGGGUCUAGUAUUCUUAUUUUCUAAGUAAUAGCAAAGGUUAUCAUUCAGCUGGUGCUCUGGGGUGAAAGGGAUGCAAUCAGGGGUCUUAGGCAGUUUUGACAAGUUCCAAAGAACCCAAUAGUGACCGAAUAUCAAAUUGAAUUUACCAGGUAAUAAUCCACAGGGUUUCCAAUGGUAAGUAACAGCAAGUGUUUUUACCAGAGAAUGACAACAGUCCACACAGAAUUUCAUAACAAUUGAAUAUUUUUCCAGCCAAAACAACAAUUAGCAUUCUCCACUGCAAGGUCAUUGUUACCCGAGUUGGAAAUUAAACUAAAAUCUGAGUCAUCUGUCCUGUUACCAAAGUGUGCCAUGUAAACUGAAAUGAGCUAAAUUGUACUCUAAUACUUUUCCAAAUGUCAGAGAGAGGAAAUGUUUAGACUAUGUUAGUGGAUAUUUUAAAUUUACUAAUUCUUGUGUAUUCAAAAUUCUACCAAAAUAGGACUGUUCUAUUGGCUGGCGUCCCAGCCUGCCAUUCUGUGGUAGGAGAAAAAAUUGAGUAUCAAGUCAGAUUUUGUUCAAAGGGAAGAAAGGAAGAAAAGAUUUCUCCCCAGGAUGGGGAGAAGGGGAGGUAAAAAUAAAGUGGAUAUCAAAUAAUUUCAGAAUUGGUAAGUCUGAGCUGUAUCAGAAUUGCUAUAGGAAGUGGUUUUUUCCCCCUGGUUGUAUUUUUGGUAGAUUUUUAUCAAAAUUUUUUUGAGAAUAAAAUUAGGUUGAUCAUGUUCUAAAAACUCAGAGCAGUAAUUUUUAAAGCAAUAAUUUACUACUGCUAAAUAUAUUUAGCAAUAUUCUCUCUUAAGCCAUGAAACAUCAAGUCAUUAUUGAGUGCUGUAACUCUCACUUCAAAGCCAAUGAUCAUAAAAAUAUUGAAAAGUUAACAGCAAAGCUCUGUAGGUAUGUAGGCAAUAACACCAAGGGUGACUUCUUAGCAAUAAUGAAAUGUAUCACCUCCAGAUUUAAUUAAUCAUAGAUAUAUAUUAAUAAUAUUCAGGUAACUAAUAUCUGCUUUACAUUCCUUAGUGUGCACCAUUUGGGUGUGUUGUUUAAACAAAACUCAACCAAGUAUCUCAGAGAGGCAAAGCUGUAUGUAAGGAACUGCAAACACACCACCAAUGUAAACCGUGAAAUUGGAGUAACCACAGUUCAUUGCCAGCGGUAUUAUGGAGAUGUGACAUAGGCAAUAGCAGAGAAAACAUUUGCAGUAGAUGGAUACUCCCAUGUUUCACCUAUUGAAGCCAAAAAACAUACUCUUGGUCCCAUGGUAUAAUUCAGUCUUGUUUGUGUUCAUGAGGGCUGGGUGGAGAACCACAGAAGAUGUCCUUUGGUCGGCACUGAAUGAACCCACAUCACAGGAGUUACAUAGCUUUAUUCCCAGCAGCCCUGAUUCUGCUGAGCACCAGUGAUUGUUCAAACACCUGAUGGAAACUAUAGGGAUGCGUACAUAAUUUUAACUAGCACGUGCUUUUGUCCUUUGCUCAGCAGUGACUGACAUCAGCAUGUGCUUAAGUGCCUUGCUGAAAUGGGGCCUAAAAGAAUUACUGCAUCUCUUUUUGUCCUCAAAUUAGUCUCCUUUUUGGGAAGCUCUGUCUAGGGGAGGAGACUUGGAGCUGUCCACAUUGGACACUAGAAAAAAAGCCAUCAAUGAAGAAAAGCAUUAGUUCUUUACAAUUCAGGUCCUUGUAUGUCCAAACUGAAGUAGUGACCAUCAAGCAGGAAUAGCAUCCUUUGUUUUGCUUUGUGCCAGGGAUUUGGUGCUGUCAAGCUGAUACAGUAUAACAAUGCAUGUACUCUUGAAUUAAAGAUUAUAGUGAUGAUGUUCUGAGGCUGUCUUAAGGGAAACAAAUUUUAUUUUCUGAUUCAAGAAGUUUUGAUAUCCUUCUCUUCAAGUGUGUUCCCCUUUACUCCAACAUUUUGUUCAGCUUGAAAAUAAUAAAUACUUUUCUUAUUUUUGCCAUUGAUCUUUAAAAUCUGCUUCUGUUUAAAAUGUUACUAAAUGUGGUACUUGAGCAACACUUUUCACUUAAUUCUCUGAGGUUUGCAGUUGUAAGCAUGAUUGCCACCACUCUAGAGAUGAAGGAAAUUGGGAAGCAAGAGAUCUAUGACAGAUGUUCCAGGGUAUUUAGGCACUAAAGAGGCAAUCAGAAAGCCUAUGCCAGAAGUGGCACCGUCCUGAAGGGCAGCUGGACACCUUGGUAUUUUUGAAAAUAUGCCUAAGAGCCUAUUGAUAUCUUAAGUGCCUGAAAUUUUGUCCCAAGUGGCUUACUUAGGCCAUGUAUGUAGCUAUGAGCUGGGUGAGGAGAAUGGCAGAAGCAUUUUAACUAUCAAUGGCUGCUCAGAGCACUAGCUGCAAGAAAUAGCAUUGAGAAGGUAUAGAGGAAAGUUGCUGCAAAACAUUCCUGCAUUAUUUUCAGGUGGAGUACUUCUGGAUAGAAUGAGAAACAAAAAAAAAAGGAAAAAGUCAGAAUGGCUCUUAAAAGACCCUUUGUCCAUUUUCUUUUGCAUUGCUGAGUUUAAAUGAGGAUGAGAUAUUGAUUUGUUACAAGUUGAUGCAAGCUUAUAUAUGUUUUCAAUCCAAAAUUUUUGGUAAUUUUUGAAAACAGUCUUCAGAUACCGACUUGGUAACUGAAAUAGUAUGUUGUGAGUUUUGACUAUAUUCCAUUAAAUUGUAGUAUAUCUUUAGAAAGUUCAGAUAUUUGAGCUGGUCGCACACUGAUUUAUGGGAAUUGCAUUGUGGUUGAUGAUCCCCUCCCUAUUAUCUAGAAUUCCACAGCAUGGAUAGAUUUAGGAAUCUUAGCAAGCUUGCAUUACAUGAAACGGAGCUUAAAUUGGAGUGCAAGUGUGGUAAUGUGUUUAAAACAAACAAACAAACAAAAGCUGCAGAAAGCCUGAACAGGUUUUCCAAGCCCUAAUGCACUGAUGGUUUUCCUCUGGAAAUCCCCAGUUCCUGCACAGCAGUGGCUGCCAACGGUGACACGAGAUAGAUGAUCAUGUCACUAUGUCGCUCUUCCAAACUUAUAACCAAUUUGGUUUUUAUCUUCACAUAUGUUGCUUUAUCUUCAAAUUUUGGGCUAAUUAUAGUGAGGAAAUUAGACCUGUUGCAGUGCCUUUAGGGAGUUUUCUAAAGCAGUACUACUUAGCUGAUUCAGAUUGUAUUAUAUAUUUGACAGUGAGCACCAGUGGUUUCUUUUCAAAUUCUUUUCCAUAUUUUCUCAUGAAAAAUGUGCUAAUAGCAAAUUUUAGAACUGCCUGAUAAAGUCACUUUCAGCAAAUCUCCCAAAUUUUUUAUUAAAGAAAAAAAGGUGUUUUGAGUAUCCUGAAAUUAUUGUGAAAUGUAAUUGGAACAUUUUAAUUCAAAAUAACUUCUAAUAACGAGUGUUAGCUUAUUUAUAUUACAAACUUUAUAGUAUUUCAAAGGAUCAAAAAUUUCUUUCAUUUCAGAUAUAUUUAUAUUUUUUUCUUCAUGCUUAUUGAGAUUUUAAAAUUUUGUGUGAAUUCAAACAUGCAAACCCAACCAAACAAAAAAGACAUUUUGCAACAAACUCUGUGCUUCCAGGGAGAGCAAUACAGAAGAACACCUGCAGGGAAGAAUUAGAGGGGGUUUUUUAAUAGUCUGGCAAAAAAAAAGUCUGAGUCAAUGGUUCCUUUUCUGUUUAGGCUAUUAUUUUUCUUUGCUUCUGUAUGUGUCUGUAGGAAAGAGAGGGUGUACAUAGGGAUGUGAUUUUCAGAACCUCUGUUCUACUCAUACUCAGUGUGAAUAAAGAGAGUAGUUGUAAUAUAACCACACAUCUUCAAGAAUCUGAUGGCUGUGCUUAUUUGAACUUCCACCACUUUGCAAAGGACACAAUUAACUGAUUGCAAGCUCAAGGUGAUCUUUUUCACACACACACAAAGAAAAUCGUUGUGCAGUAGGUUUGAAUAUUAUACAAAUAUGUAAUGUCUUAAUUAGUAAGAUGCUUGGGGGAGGCAGGGGAAUGGUGAAUGUGUCAUCUUCACUGAUGAGCUGGAAAACAGACCUGUCCAGUGGAAUUUAGUGCAAUCCUCUCGAUGUAUUAGGAACUUGCCAAUGUGGCCUGAUUUUUUUUUUCCUUUUCUGUUGUUGGUUUGGGUUUUUUUUAAUUAACUAUUGAUUGCAAGAGGUGAAAUGUUUAACUUAAUGCAUGUUCAGGCUCAUUGACCCAUGGCAAGUUUGAGUUUUAAAGAGGGUUUGAUUCGACAAAAGAAUGUUGAAAAACUUCAACUGAGGCUAAUGGUGCCUUUUUACUUGAGAGUGAAAAGCUGAAAAGCACACAUUGAAGUAAGACACAGUCAAUUUGGGAAAUAAAUGUAUCCCUACCAUGCUUAUCAUUUCAGACAGGUCUCUUUUGCUAAUUUUCACUGAACAGGGCCAUUCUUGUCUUCUGGAAAGCAAGAUAUUUAUAAUGUAAAUAGUUGUAUUGAUUUAUUUUUUCCCUUCCUCUGUAACUAAUAUGUAAUAAUCCAACAUGCUAUUUCUGUUAAAAUCUUUUACAAUAAGGCCGCUGUAUGCCUAAAUAUGGUUGACCUCUGACCUUCUCCUAAGUCAGUCACAUGCUGAUAAAGGAGAGUGCUGGAAGUUUCAGUGUACAUAUAGAAUCAUGUAUAUUUAGUAAAUUGGGUAAGUGGGACUUAUGGCCAGUAUACAUUAAGCCACAACAGUAACAAAGCUCCAGAUCUUAACUAGCAAAAACAACUGUUCACCUUGCCAUGUCCAUCCUGUAAUAAGAUCUAAGUUGCACCUGCCUGUAGUUCUGCAUGAUCAGACUUCAAAGUAUAACUAACAAGAUCUGUAAUGUAUCAGUGUUGAUAAACGUAGUUGUAAAAAAAAAAAAAAAAAGAAAAGAAAAAAAGAAAAAAAAAAAGAAAAACAAAAAAACUCGACCAACAAAAGAAAAUCAACAACAGCUCAGUAUCAAGACUGGAAGAUGAGGCAUGUCCGAUUUUGUUGCACAGUUAUAGCUGAAAAGAACAACCGAUGUCAGUCAGCAUAAAUGGACUACAGUAAGAGAUUUGUUAAGGAACCAACAUUAUUUCCAUAUUGUUUUGUUCUUACCCUGUUUACUUUGACCAUCUGUUGUUCCCUGUUCCACAGGGGACAACAGGGCCUCAGUGAUCAGUGUUUUAUGGGUCAAUGUCACAUUAAUGAUUUCCAAUUUCUGUUUGUUUAGCAAUUACUGAACUAAGAUGGGACUCUCAUGUUCUCCCAUGUGUCAAAAGGAAUCCUGUCAGAGCUUCCUCAUGAGGAUACUCCUCUCACUGCUGUCUUGACUCCUGUCAGUUGAAUGACUUUGCAGUAUUCCCAGUAAACAGCACAACGCAGCAAAUAUAAUGACUAGGGCUUAAUUGCGGGCACGUUGUGGAUCUGUACUUUCACUGGGGCUCAAAGUCAUGCAGGGACAGGACUCAAUUGAAACAUGGUAUGUACUCUAUGCAUGACGCCUAUAUUACACCUUUAUGACCUUAUAGUGGUAAAACUGCUGAUCUUUACGGAUGUGGAUUUGGACCAUCUUUUUUUUUGGAGGAAAAUUGUAGUGAACCUCCGUCCUUAUCCCACAAACCACUUGCUCCUAUCCAGAGCAGCUAAAUGGAAGUUAAAAUGGUGCGAGGGCCUGCUGGGGGCCGUGCACAGGGGUGAAUUUCAUGCUGUUUGAAUGUGAUCUUGCCAAAAAGCCUGUAUGUCUAGCAGGGGAGACUGUGACUGUCCUAUAAGGAGUGUUUGUGUUGUUUACUUUGAAACAAGCUUUGCUAAUUAAAGUAGUGUAUUCCGGAGUCCUAUUUGAAUGGCAUGAAAGGGUAUCAAUGAAGAAGAUACAAAGUAUGCUCCUACAGCU